This is a messenger RNA of Arvicanthis niloticus (Nile rat), 1393 nucleotides long. RefSeq names its product proteasome 26S subunit, non-ATPase 10 (gene Psmd10). Lineage: Eukaryota; Metazoa; Chordata; Mammalia; Rodentia; Muridae. Gene Ontology annotation, cellular component: nucleus; cytoplasm. Gene Ontology annotation, biological process: protein localization to chromosome, telomeric region; positive regulation of telomere capping; positive regulation of canonical Wnt signaling pathway. Gene Ontology annotation, molecular function: protein binding; NAD+ poly-ADP-ribosyltransferase activity. The record is from RefSeq and is a predicted model, not a curated record.
UGAUUGGAGAAGCUCUAGCUCUUUGAUUGGUCGCCGGAACAGGAAGUGCGAGUGGGCGGGGCUUGAGUUUCGCGAAGGGCUUGGGAAGGCGAAAUGGAGGGUAGUGUGUCUAACAUAAAGAUCUGUAACCUGGCCUACAGCGGGAAGCUGGAUGAGUUGAAGGAGAGCAUUUUGGCUGAUAAAUCUCUGGCUACUAGAACUGAUCAGGACAGCAGAACAGCACUGCACUGGGCAUGCUCAGCUGGUCAUACAGAAAUUGUUGAAUUCUUGCUGCAACUUGGAGUGCCAGUGAAUGAUAAAGAUGACGCAGGUUGGUCUCCUCUUCAUAUUGCUGCUUCUGCUGGCCGGGAUGAGAUUGUAAAAGCCCUUCUGGUAAAAGGUGCACAUGUGAAUGCUGUCAAUCAAAAUGGCUGCACUCCCCUUCAUUAUGCAGCUUCGAAGAAUAGGCAUGAGAUUGCUGUUAUGUUACUAGAAGGUGGAGCUAAUCCAGAUGCUAAGGACCAUUAUGACGCUACAGCAAUGCACCGGGCAGCAGCCAAGGGUAACUUCAAGAUGGUUCAUAUCCUUCUGUUCUACAAAGCAUCCACAAACAUCCAAGACACUGAGGGUAACACUCCUCUACACUUAGCCUGUGAUGAGGAGAGAGUGGAAGAGGCAAAAUUGCUGGUGACCCAAGGAGCAAGUAUUUACAUUGAGAAUAAAGAAGAAAAGACACCGCUGCAAGUGGCCAAAGGGGGCCUGGGUUUAAUACUGAAGAGAAUGGUGGAAAGUGAGGCAGCUUCUAUGUAGUCUGCAUGUGUUUUAUUGUCCUCACUGUCCUGGAAACCGUUGUACUGCUGACAAGGCAUCUUGUAUAUGUGAAAAUGUUUUCUUACCUUCAUAAUUUGUUGUAUCACUCCUAUUGAAAUACUUUCCAGGCAAUGAAAAACUGGUGAGCUUGGUCUACUGAUGUCAUUCAUUAAAUCUUGAUUACUUUGGAGUAAGUGGUUGUGGCUGACCUGUCUUGAGCGUCCUCCCAUGCACCUGCUGACCCUCUAUGGGCCAGAACAAGUUCAGAAAAGGCCCACCAGCUGGGCCAGGUAGUUCUCGGGAGCUUUUGAGCUUUCCUCUGUGUAGUCACAACAAAUCCUGACCUGUUUCCAAGUUCACUCAAGAGACCUAUGCCAAAUAUUUCUCUUUUUUUCAACUACAAGGUUAAUUUAUUUUUGUUACAGGAGGAAGUUCUAUAUUUUAGAGGAGCAAAUUUUAAGUUGAAUUAUAUGUUCUUAAAAUAAUGAAAAACAAGAGCCUACACGCCCACGUGCCUUGUUAACUAGCUGUUCCCUCUAAAAUAAGGCAUAUCAUUUUAAAAAAAAAUUAAAAGUGUCUAUCUUGACUGACCUUGUAUUGAAAA